AUGAAGCAGAAUGAAAAGAUGAAUCAGAUGAACCUGUUCUCCAAGCAGAUCGACAAGAAGGAGCCGGUGAAGGGUGGCCUCAUGUCCUACACCCUGACUGACCUGAAGAUCCCCCUCUCCUAUGAGAUCCGCCUGGCCCCCAUCACCACCUACAGCACAGGAGACUAUGUCAGUCGCACCAUCAAGUACUCAGAGCGUGAGUAGUGUCCGGCGACUGGCUUGCAUCUGCAGCCAAAAUGGACACUCUUUAGUUAGUGUCUGAUAAUAAAAAUAACUAAUCCAUAGCUAUCCAUAGCUGGCCAAGCAGGGUUGGGGUCAAUUCCAUUUCAAUUCCAGUCAAUUCAGAAAGUAAACCAAAUUCCAAUUCCAAAUGUUCCUAAUUGAAAAGCAUUUAAGAGCAUUGGAAUUUCAUUUUACUUCCUGAAUUGACUGGAAUUGAAAUGGAAUUGACCCCAACCCUGUGGCCAAGUAGGCCCUUUUUGUUAUGUUCAUUUAGGCAAUUAUUUAAAUACAUUUUAAAAUGUGCAUUACUACACAGUUUUAUGAAAGUGUAUUGUGAUAAUCAAUGUGUAUUUCCUUUUUUAUAGCCUACAAUUACCCAAGACCUUCAGGUAAGAGUACCAUGAAACAAAUUGAUGAAGUGCAUGUAUGUCGCCGAGUGGGACGUAAAUCGUAAUAGAUCAUGUUUCUAUUAUAACACUGUCGUGAAUGGGGAACAGAGAGAGACAGGCUUCAUCCCAAGUGGAAUCUAAUUCCCUGUUAGUGCACUAGGGCUGACAGUGUGUCGCAGGCGUAAUUUGUGUGUAUGUGCGAGUGAGUGAAUGAGUGGGUUGGUUGGUGUGUGUGUGUGCGUGUUUGUGUUCUGUAGUCAUCCACAACACAUGCAACAAUGGGUAUUAUUGCUGAAGAGCAUAAAUGGAGUGCCUGUGUGUUCCGUGUGUAAUUGCGAUGUAUCAUAGUCCCUCCAUCGACAGUGCUUAGUGAAUUUCAUAGCCAGCAGUGGAUUCAUGUAAUGGGUUGAAAUUGAUGUGAUGGUUGGUUGUUCUUGGUAGCAACUGUGUGGAUAGUUGGAUAAUCAGUUUUAGUUAGUUUGUGUGAUUCAGAGUUGAAACAGCCAGAUAAUUAUUGCUGGAAUGCUAAGAGGCGAUUGAAGUGGGGUUGCCCAUGUGAUUCACUGGUCAUUUUAAAACUUCAAACUUCUCUCGUAAGUUUAUUUUCUCUCCCGCUCCGCCUCUCCCUACUAUAUCUCUCUUUCAUAUUUUCUUUCAUACUCUCCCUCUCUCUUGAUAAUGUGUCACUCUUUCUAUAACACAUUCCUUCUUUCACGUCUCUCUUUCUGACAGACCAUGUCUGUGGCUUUGAGGACGAGCACAUCUGCGGUUUCUCCCAGGACCGUGGCGACAAUUUUGAUUGGACAAGACAGAACCACCUGACCCAGAACCCCAAGCGCUCGUCCAAUACCGGCCCAGAGAUGGACAGGAGUGGCACCAAAGAAGGUAGGCUACACUCUUAGACGUAAAGGAGCCUGGAAGAACCUUUUGAGGUUCAAAAAAUUGCCACACAGGGGGAACCUUCCCAGGUCACAAAGGUUCCUCGAGAAACUCCUCUAACAGGUUCUUCGAGGAAAUACUGUGACAUGAUGCAUAUCAAAAUACGCGUAUACUGGGCUGCCUGUGUAAAGGUUCAAACAGGAAACUUUUUGUUAUGGAAGGGGUAAAAAUGUUUACCUUUUUAAUAAUAUAUUGUAGCAGCAGCCUAUCAGAAGAUUGGAGGCAUGGCCUAAUGUCAUUCCUGUUCAUCAUAUAAAGUUUGUACACUACAAAUACAACAUUUCCUUGAAUGUUUAUUCAUAUUACAAAUGCUAAUGUAAUAUUAAUGUUGCUGAUUACAUAGAGCGCCAUGACAGUCAUUCAAAAUGCAUUGACCUCUUUAUAUAGUAAUAAAGUGGUAGUUAUAGCAACAUUGGGAUUUGCAUAGGCUCUUGGGGAACUGACACACAUCUUUAAGCCUUAUUGAAGCUACAAAACUGUCAGUGUUCAACCUUAACAUGUGAUGACAAUACAACAGAACAGAUGAACAGGAAUUAUGUUUACUGUCACUCAUACUAAGCCACUCCCUGAUGUAUUUAUUUUUCUUCCCUGGCUACAUUAGAGUCAAUGAACUAAGUAGACCAGACCCAGCUGCUAUCACACUGGUGUUUAUGGGAGAGCCACCCCCUAAGCAGACCGGAGCUGACCAUUCUUUUCGAUGGUAACGGCCUGAGUUAACUAUCUUCAUUUAUCCACCAUCUCUGGUUGGCUCAUCCAAACAACCAAGCAUUUUUCAGAGUGAAGGCUAGUUCGAAGAUAAUGGGGCCAUACUUGCAACCAUUUAGUUAAAAGGGUUCUCCAGCUCAAAAUAUGUAUCAACCAAUAAAAAUCAUUGAUUUACUUGCAUGAGACAGAACGCUAAAUUGUAGCUUGUCCAAUCAGAUAAUAUGGCACACAUUAUCCCUAUGCUAACUUCAACAGGUGGCACUGAACAUAUCCUGGCACGAGUGCAUCAGCCAAUUAAAAUAGUUGAAGAAGUUGGACGUGUUCCAACACUUGUUCAUGGAUGGAAGCAUCCUUAAGAUACCUAACCAACAUCACGUUCUGAUCAUCAAAGCAACUAUCACUUGUAGUGACUGGUCAAAUUGCUCUCUGGGUAAAGUGCCCAGUACAUUUAAAUUGUUGCACAUUGUGACAAGGGUUUAAAUCUCACAAGUUUUUCCUUCCUUUUGCAAUUUUGAUUUACAUGUAUUGUGUUAGUGUGCAGUGCUUGACGUGGACUACAUUUAGGUGCUGGUACUCAUUUUGGGUGCCGAUAACUGUUCAUAUUUAGGUGCAGAAACUUCACAAUACCUUUGAGCUAAUAUUUUAUAAGAGGUGCAGGAACUCAAGCAGUAGAACAUUUGAGGUAACGGUACUUAGUUCUGGUGAGCUUCUGCCCAAGUCAAGCACUGUUAGGGUGUUGAAAAGGCACGCCUACAGCCAACAGCUUGAAAAUGAAGAUGAUGAAUUAAUUUAAUAAGGAGCUACCUCUUUCUUCAUCCAUGUACACAAACACACUGGUGUUGCCUUAUAAUCAUAUUGCAUAGGCUAUAUUACAUGGCUUAUAACGUUUUAUAUGCGUUAUUAGACUCAAAAAGGAUGAACAUUACAAAGUGUACAGUAGGUAGUUUGCACUCUCGUUAUCAUUCUACAGAUGUCAGUAUUGCAGUUCUUUUAAAGAAGUUUAUCGAGUCUACAGAACACGAAAUCGACAGUCUUAAGGUAAGAAGACAGUUGGCUGUCAUUGGUAUAUUCUUAUGUAGGCUACACUUACAUGCAGGCUAACCGCCAUGCAUUAUUAUAAUCAUCUACAGUGGGGAAAAAAGUAUUCAGAAGAUCACAUUGCAGGAUUUUUAAUGUAUUUAUUUGCAAAUUAUGGUGGAAAAUAAGUAUUUGGUCAAUAACAAAAGUUUCUCAAUACUUUGUUAUAUACCCUUUGUUGGCAAUGACACAGGUCAAACGUUUUCUGUAAGUCUGCACAAGGUUUUCACACACUGUUGCUGGUAUUUUGGCCCAUUCCUCCAUGCAGAUCUCCUCUAGAGCAGUGAUGUUUUGGGGCUGUCGCUGGGCAACACAGACUUUCAACUCCCUCCAAAGAUUUUCUAUGGGGUUGAGAUCUGGAGACUGGCUAGGCCACUCCAGGACCUUGAAAUGCUUCUUACAAAGCCACUCCUUCGUUGCCCGGGCGGUGUGUUUGGGAUCAUUGUCAUGCUGAAAGACCCAGCCACGUUUCAUCUUCAAUGCCCUUGCUGAUGGAAGGAGGUUUUCACUCAAAAUCUCACGAUACAUGGCCCCAUUCAUUCUUUCCUUUACACGGAUCAGUCGUCCUGGUCCCUUUGCAGAAAAACAGCCCCAAAGCAUGACGUUUCCACCCCCAUGCUUCACAGUAGGUAUGGUGUUCUUUGGAUGCAACUCAGCAUUCUUUGUCCUCCAAACACGACAAGUUGAGUUUUUACCAAAAAGUUCUAUUUUGGUUUCAUCUGACCAUAUGACAUUCUCCCAAUCCUCUUCUGGAUCAUCCAAAUGCACUCUAGCAAUCUUCAGACGGGCCUGGACAUGUACUGGCUUAAGCAGGGGGACACGUCUGGCAUUGCAGGAUUUGAGUCCCUGGCGGCGUAGUGUGUUACUGAUGGUAGGCUUUGUUACUUUGGUCCCAGCUCUCUGCAGGUCAUUCACUAGGUCCCCCCAUGUGGUUCUGUGAUUUUUGCUCACCGUUCUUGUGAUCAUUUUGACCCCACGGGGUGAGAUCUUGCGUGGAGCCCCAGAUCGAGGGAGAUUAUCAGUGGUCUUGUAUGUCUUCCAUUUCCUAAUAAUUGCUCCCACAGUUGAUUUCUUCAAACCAAGCUGCUUACCUAUUGCAGAUUCAGUCUUCCCAGCCUGGUGCAGGUCUACAAUUUUGUUUCUGGUGUCCUUUGACAGCUCUUUGGUCUUGGCCAUAGUGGAGUUUGGAGUGUGACUGUUUGAGGUUGUGGACAGGUGUCUUUUAUACUGAUAAGAAGUUCAAACAGGUGCCAUUAAUACAGGUAACGAGUGGAGGACAGAGGAGCCUCUUAAAGAAGAAGUUACAGGUCUGUGAGAGCCAGAAAUCUUGCUUGUAUGUAGGUGACCAAAUACUUAUUUCCCACCAUAAUUUGCAAAUAAAUUCAUAAAAAAUCCUAAUAUGUGAUUUUCUGGAUUUUUUUCUUCUCAAUUUGUCUGUCAUAGUUGACGUGUACCUAUGAUGAAAAUUACAGGCCUCUCUCAUCUUUUUAAGUGGGAGAACUUGCACAAUUGGUGGCUGACUAAAUACUUUUUUUCCCCACUGUACUUUGUCACAUGCAUUUUGAAUCGAGCGUAGAGUAAGAGCUAGCAGUGAACUGUUUUUUCCUCAACAAGAAAGCUUUCUGUGAGGGGGGCUCAAACCCACGGUUAAAGUGGACAAUUAACUUUGAGGCAACCGCUUUAGCAGCGUGUGCCACAGAGAAGCAAUGCAGACAAUAAUAGCCUACAUGACUGCUAUUGACAAAUGACAAAUCCAUAAGGCUCUUCGUUAAAGCACAUGGAUGUGUGUGAAACUGAAGCAAAAACAUGGAAUUUUGUCAUGUAUGCAAAAAAAAUUGAUAAUGUUGUCUGACGUUAGUAGUAGCCUAGUCAAGGAUGCAUCAGAGCAAUAUUGACAAACAACCUUUUCUUACAGACCAACGGAACAAGUAAACCUUGAAUUUGUAGGUUUCAAAUAUCCCUCUAGUGGCCAAGGUUGACCUAUUUAAAAAAUGCCAUGGUUGGUGGAUAUAACUAACAUCUUUCAUAGGCUGAUUAAGAAGUUGUGCCAGGAUAUAAUCAGUACCACCUGUUGAGGUUAGCAUAAGGCUAACGUGUAAACACUUGAAAAAAUAACGAAAACUUGAAGUCCUAUGGGCUAUGCACACAACAAGCCUAACAGGAACACAAACAAGAUCCCACAACUAAGGUAGGCAACCAGGCUACCUAAGUAUGAUCCCCAAUCAGAGACAACAAGCGACAGCUGCCUCUGAUUGGGAAUCACACCCGGCCAAACAUAGAAAUACAAUGACAUAGAAUGUCCACAUAGAAAUUCCCACACAUAGAAUAUUCACACCCUGACUCACCAACUAGCCAACUCUAUGUCAGGGCGUGACAGUACCCCCCCCCCCCCCCCCCCCCCCCCCCCAAAGGUGCAUACUCCGGCCGCACCAACCUGACUCAUUAGGGGAGCACCAAGCCCUGUCUGGACCCUGGUGUGGGAGGCCCCGACCCUGGAGAGGGGCUGACUUCUGGGUCUGGACUGGAGCCGCUGACCGGAGCUGAACUGGGAACACGCACCACUGGUCUGGUGCGAGGAGCAGGCACGGGUCGUGCCGGACUGGAGACACGCACCACUGGUUUGGUGCGGGGAGCAGGUACAGGCCAUACCGGACUGGGGAGCAGGUACAGGCCAUACCGGACUGGAUACGCGCACCACUGGUUUGGUGUGGGGAGCAGGUACGGGGCGUACCGGGCUGGCGACACGCACCACUGGUUUGGUGCGGGGAGCAAGUACGAGCCGUACUGGACAGGAUACGCGCACCACUGGUUUGGUGCGGGGAGCAGGUACGGACCGUACUGGACUGGAUACACGCACCACUGGUUUGGUGCGGGGAGCAGGUACGGGGCGUACCGGGCUGGCAACACGCACCACUGACUUGGUGCGGGGAGCAGGUACGGGCCGUACUGGACUGGAUACAUGCACCACUGGUCUGGUGCGGGGAGCAGGUACAGGGCGUACCGGGCUGGCGACAGGCACCACUGGUUUGGUGCGAGGAGCUGGCACAGGCCGUAUCGGGCUGUGGAGACGCACUGGAGGUCUGGAGAGUAGAGCUGGCACAACCCGUCCUGGCUGGAUGCCCACUUCCGCACGGUACGUGCGUGGCGUUAGCGCAGGACGCACUGGACUGUGCAGGCGCACUGGCGACACAGUGCGUAUCUCCGCACAACAUGGAGCCUGCACGGUCACAUGCUUCUUAGCGCAAAUACGGGGAGUUGGCUCUGCUCUGAACCCUGGCUACGCCAACCACCCUGUGUGCCCCCCAAAAAAAAAUUAUUGGGGCUGCUUCUCGGGCUGUCUUCGUGACCGAGUCCUUUUAAGGCGCCGUUUCUCUCCUACCUGGGCUUCCUCCUUCGUCCAGGGUCCUUUAUCAGCUACACUCUCCUUCUCCACCCUCAUCCUUUCAGGGCCUCCAUAUACUUGGCCAGAUCCUCUCUUAUCUCCACCCAAGUCUAUGAUCUCUGCUCCUCCUGGGCACGCUGCUUGGUCCUUGUUUGGUGGGCGUGGUGCAGCGUGGUGUGCGUACAUAUUUAUUAAAACGAAUAAACACUAGACAAAAUAACAAAACAACGAAAACGUGACGUCCUAUGGGCUAUACACACAACAAGCCUAACAGGAACACAAACAAGAUCCCACAACUAAGGUAGGCAACCAGGCUACCUAAAUAUGAUCCCCAAUCAGAGACAAUGAGCGACAGCUGCCUCUGAUUGGGAAUCACACCCGGCCAAACAUAGAAAUACAACGACAUAGAAUGUCCACAUAGAAAUUCCCACACAUAGAAUAUUCACACCCUGACUCACCAACUAGCCAACUCUAUGUCAGGUCGUGACAAUGGAUGAGUAAUGAUAAGCAAUCUUUAUUCUCCUUUUCAAGUGUGGAGCUGCAGCAUUUCUGAUCUAGGAUCAGGUCCCCCCUCUUAUUCAUUAUGGCUUAGGCCAGCACUCCUACUCUUAGGCACUUUGUGAAUAUGGGCCCAGGUCUUUUGAGCAGUAAUGAUCCGAAAAGGACCUAAAAUCUACUCAACAUAUUUUUUAAACUAUUGACACAGGGCCGAUGAGGAUGUACUAACGUAGGUACACAUUAUUUCAUAGCACUUACAACUGUCAUACCUAUUUGCAGCAUGCAGAAUUCACCAGGAUUUACAAAUAAAUCCACAUGUAAAAGGGGACCAAAUCCACUGUCUCUAACCCAACCCUCUGUCUCCACUCUCUCACCCUUCUAGGUUGCUACAUGUACAUUGAGGCCUCUCGUCCCCGGGUCCUGGGGGACACUGCCCGUCUCAUGUCCCCCCUCUACAACGUGACCGCUGCCAGGGGCCCCAAGGGCUCUGGUCGUCUCCCCUACUGCGUCUCCUUCUUCUACCACAUGAAGGGCAAGCACAUCGGUGAGUACAUAAACCACACCGGUUCAGAAGUAAAUGUAAGUAGCCUUGUCCGAGCCAGAAUGUUUUUGUAG
Molecule: messenger RNA, 7827 nt
Organism: Coregonus sp. 'balchen'
Lineage: Eukaryota; Metazoa; Chordata; Actinopteri; Salmoniformes; Salmonidae
Source: the annotation of a GenBank genome assembly